Molecule: messenger RNA, 1766 nt
Organism: Emericellopsis atlantica
Lineage: Eukaryota; Fungi; Ascomycota; Sordariomycetes; Hypocreales; Bionectriaceae
Product: fructose-2,6-bisphosphatase
Exons: 4
Coding region: 337-1680 (447 amino acids)
Biological process (GO): fructose metabolic process; fructose 2,6-bisphosphate metabolic process
Cellular component (GO): cytosol
Molecular function (GO): ATP binding; 6-phosphofructo-2-kinase activity; fructose-2,6-bisphosphate 2-phosphatase activity
Source: RefSeq, a predicted model, not a curated record
UCGGCCUCGGCACUGUUCAUCCAAGCAACCUUGACAUCUCCAGCGGGAUCCCCUCGUUCCCUGGUGUCACCAUCAAUCCGUCGCUACACUGGCUUUUACCACUUAGUGCUUUCGCCAUCAUCAGUUGAUCCGUUGCACAACCAGGAAAGGGGGGCUCCGUCCAUUCUCUGGCUUCAGCUCGAGGUCACGCGACCAAGAACGUUCUCCGCGCUGUUGCCACAGGUCCUUUGCACAUCACAACCCCUGCUUUUAUUCUUGUGUUUUUCAGUCCCCAGUGCUGAGUAAAUUUGUCGAGGGGGGCUCUAUCUAAGCCAGGGAACGAAUUGGAUUUCUACCAUGAUCAUGGCGUCCAAGGCCAUUACUAACGGGAUCGGCGUGCAGGUUGAGGACACGAAGAUAUGUGUUGUAAUGGUCGGAUUGCCCGCGCGCGGAAAAAGUUUCAUUGCACAGAAAGCCCAACGGUACCUCCAAUGGCUUUCAAUACCGGCGCAGGUCUUCAACGUGGGUAACUACCGCCGUAACGAUGCGCCUCAGCCAACUGCCGACUUCUUUGACAUGAACAACACGGAAGGCGAGCGGAAACGCCGCGCAGCGGCUGAAGCCGCCGUCGCAGACAUGCUGGCCUGGCUACGUUCUGGCGGCGUGGUCGGCAUACUUGACGCGACCAACUCAACAAAGGAGCGCCGCAAGUGGGUUCUCGACACAUGUAACGCCCAUGGCGUUGAAGUACUAUUUGUCGAGAGCAAGUGUGACGAUGAAGAUCUCAUCAUGGCCAACGUGCGCGAUGUCAAAACCACCAGCCCAGACUACAAGGGACAAGACCCAGAAAAGGCAGCACAAGAUUUCCGCAACCGCAUCAAAAUGUACGAAAAGAUAUACGAAACAAUUGGCGGGGAUGACUCGGAAGAAGACCAGUACACGUACCUCAAGCUCAUGGACGUAAGCAAGCAGGUCAUCAUCAACCGCAUCCAGGACUAUCUGCAGAGUCGGGUGGUCUACUACCUGAUGAAUCUGCACAUUCGCCCACGGUCGAUCUGGCUGUCAAGACACGGCGAAUCAAUGUAUAACCUCGACGGACGGAUUGGGGGUGAUACGCUCCUCUCACCGCGUGGAGAGGCAUAUGCGAGGAAGCUGCCGGAGCUCGUGCGACAAUCAGUAGGCGAUGACCGACCGCUCACUGUCUGGACGUCCACAUUAAAACGCACCAUCGCCACGAGUCGUUUCCUCCCUUCGCAUUACAAUCAGUUGCAGUGGAAGGCGCUGGACGAGCUCGACUCUGGCGUUUGCGACGGCUUGACGUACCAGGAAAUCAAGGACCGGUAUCCCGAUGAUUUUGCCGCUCGCGACGAGGACAAGUACAACUAUCGCUACCGUGGCGGCGAGUCCUAUCGUGAUGUUGUCAUCCGUCUGGAACCCAUCAUCAUGGAGGUCGAACGCAGCGAAGACAUUCUGAUUGUCACGCACCAGGCUGUCCUGCGCUGCAUCUACGCCUACUUCAUGAAGAAGGAUCACACGAGAAGCCCUUGGAUGAACGUGCCCUUACAUACACUUAUCAAGCUAACUCCCAAGGCGUACGGCACUGUGGAGGAACGCUGGGAAGCGAACAUCCCGGCGGUAAGUACGUGGCGCGCUAAGGGCAGCACGGCCAAACACGAGAAUCCCACACCGGACAGCCUGUAGGCCGGGAAGACUGUGUCGGGUUCAGGGGCUGCUGAAGUGUAGGGGUGCAUUCAUCAAGAUUAGGCGGGCUGGCACAGGAGGACUGA